AUUACAAAAAUUAUUAUGAAAAGUAAUUAAAAUCUCAAAAGUGCAUUCAAAUUUCGCGGUACUUUAUUGCGAUGUACGUAAAACAAAAUGGAAGCAAUCAUCUGUCAAGUUUAUUCCCACAACAUUUCUACAAUAAAUUUCUUCUUAUAAGUGGUAACAUGUCUAAAACUGAUUAUAUUUGAAACAGUAUGUUACCACUUUUAAUACUUCAGAAUAGCAAAAAUGUUCAAUUGUUUGGCAUUCGACAAAAGACCUACCAAGAGCACCAAAUGAUCAAAUAGAAAUUUCUAAACCACCUGUUCCUAAAGCACGUCGUUCUAUAAGAGACACUAAUGUACAAGUAAUUGAAGAAAUCGAUUCCUUCAAAGACUCUAAAAAUUCAUUGGCAAUGAAAAACAUAUAUAGAACUAACCAACAAGGCUCAGAAAUUUGUAAUAUUUCUGAUAUCCAAUAUACCGAUGAUGAAGAUGAUGAUGAAAAAGAUGAUGAUAGUGAUGAAGAUAAUAGUAAUUACAACAUUUCCAAACGGUGUCUUAACGUAAAUACUUCACGAGAUAGCAUACUACAAGAAUCUUUUCAUACUCCAUGUAAUUCUCCUAUAGGAUCGCAGAUGCAUAAACGAAGCUCUCAUAACCCUCAUGGAAAUCAAUCUUCUAACAUUAAUAGUUCUUUCUCAUGUAAACCACAAAAACAACCUGCAGAUGGGUCUUUUCCAAAAUAUACCACAUUUUUUUUCUGUGUUACUAUUUUAUGUUUAACUCUAUUUCUUAUUUAUACUUCAACAAAAACUCAUGAAAAUCUAAAGGGAGCUACUGAAGCAAAACAAACAGAUUUUACUGAUAUAAAUAACUUACUGCAUAAAUCAAUACAGCUAAUUCAGACACGAUUUCAUAAUCAAAGAUCUAAUAUUUGGAAUGAUAUAUCAGCUGGAAUAUACGAUGUAAUCUUAUCCCCUACAAAACCUUCAAUUAUUAUUCUGUUUGGAAAUGAAACUAAAACCUUGAAUUGUUUAGCUCAAUUACUUGGACAAUUGAGUGCCAAAAUUUUAGGUAAUAAUGAUUAUUUAAGAUUGACACCGAAAGACUUUCCAAAUGAUGUUGGACAAGUCAUUUAUAAUUUAAGAAAACGAAUUACACAAAAAAAAGUAAUAAAUAUAUUUUUUCAGAUAAUACAAGAUUUAUUAAGCAUAAACACUGAAGCACUAAAAGCUUUUCACAAUUUUUGUGACAGAGAAAAGCCUUUAGUUGAGAAUGUUAUAUAUAUAAUAACUGUGACUGUUGAUGGGUACAAAUCGUCUCAAAGAGAAUUAGAAUUUAUUGAAAAUCAAAUAUUUAAAAGAUUAUCAAAUUAUAUGCACAAAGACAUUCUAGAUCCACUAGUAACUAGACUUACAGAUGGAAUUAUUGUACCCAUUUUACCAGAAACAAAUACAAAUUUCAAUUAUGCAGAUUGUUCUUUUUCUAUAAACAACAAGUUAUAAUCUUUUAAUAAACAUAGAGGAUAUAAUUAAUUAAUAUAACAUUGUGAUAAUAAAAAGUAUAAGAAUAUUAAAAAGAUGUAAUAUAUAAUUUUGCUACUGUAGAGUGUAUUAUGGAUAGUAUUGAAGCGAGUGAAUAAAAGUUUUGUAUAUUAAUA
Bombus huntii is the source of this 1635-nucleotide messenger RNA. RefSeq lists its product as uncharacterized. The coding region runs from base 389 to 1480 and encodes 363 amino acids. Gene Ontology annotation, biological process: membrane organization. Gene Ontology annotation, cellular component: membrane. Gene Ontology annotation, molecular function: ATPase activator activity. The record is from RefSeq and is a predicted model, not a curated record. NCBI's taxonomy places the organism in Eukaryota, Metazoa, Arthropoda, Insecta, Hymenoptera, Apidae. The transcript has 3 exons.